UAGAACUCUAAAGUAAAUGCAAAUGCAACUACUAACAAACUCUACUUAGUCAUCAUUCUCCCCAUCUGAAACCCCUAUAUAAACUCAUCAUCGCCUCAUACUUUUCUCACACCAAACAGCAAAACACAAGCUUAUAAACAAAAGUCAUCAUCUAAAUCUCCUUAUAUUCUUAUCACCAAAAAAGAAUCAAAACACAAUGGCUUUCGCUCUUAGGUUCUUCACAUGCCUUGUUUUGACGGUGUUCGUUGUUGCAUCAGUAGAUGCAGCAAUCACAUGUGGCACAGUGGCAAGUAGCUUGGUUCCAUGUGCCACCUACCUGUCAAAAGGCGGGGCUGUGCCGCCUCCGUGCUGUGCGGCGGUCAAAAAAUUGAAUGGUAUGGCUCAAACCACACCGGACCGUCAAGCAGCAUGCAAAUGCCUAAAGGCCGCUGCAAAGAGCAUCAACCCAAGCCUAGCCUCUGGCCUUCCUGGAAAGUGCGGUGUUAGCAUCCCCUACCCCAUCUCCAUGAACACCAACUGCGACACCGUCAAGUGAAGUGGGAACUUAAUUAUAUCAGCAUCAGCAUGUUUAUGGAGGGUAUGGUUUAGUCUAUAAGUAAAAUAAAAAAACGUCUCUGUACGCUCCUUUGCCCUUGUCUUAUGGCUUUGUGAUCUUUUACUUUCAUGAUCUGUUGUAUUUUAGUAUGUUGAAGAUAUGAUUAUGUUACCUCGAUCCUAGUUUAUUACAUAUUUUCUCCAGUGCCUUCGUACGCAAUAAUCAUAUCGUGAAAAGUUAAAAACCCAAUAAUGACGGAGGAUUAAUAUAUGGAGUAUUAUGUUAUUUGAUAUUAUUUUGGAGUGAAAAUAUAAAUUGAAAUAAUAAGUUGAAAUGGUGAAAACUAUACUAGUUUAACGAAUAACGAUCACCAAUAUAAAUAAUUAACAACAAGUAACAAUAUAGAAUUGAAUAUAAAUAUAAAUUAUAUGAUCACCAUCAAGGCAUCAAGAUCUACAGUGCUAAUUACCUAACAAAAGGUGGGGUGAUUUCUCUGUCGUGCUGCACAAGCUUGAAAAGUUUGAACAGUGCGAUUAGAACCACACUUGACCGCCAACAAGCAUGUCCAUGCAUACAGCAUGCAGCAUACAGACGAUUGCAAAGAGCUUUGAUGGCUUCUAAGUUAUAACAAAGCUUUGCCUUUAGUCUUCCUGGAAAGUGUGGUGUUAUCAUUCCUUAUCCCAUCGCUUUUGAGCACCAUUUGCAACAGGUUAGAAACUUCGUUUUUUUCUUCGGCAACAAGCAUAAUUUAGCCCUGUUCUUCUGCUCUUCGCUGCGUCUGCGUCUGGAACAGAAUAAAACGACGAUUACUGUAGCAAUUAACAAACUAAACGACUUCGUCGGAGGCGCUGAUGGAGAGAAAAGUAACCGCAGCAGUGGUCGCGUCAACUUAAAACUACCGCCUGAAAAAUUUAGCAUUUCACAAACAAUACCUGCGGGCAUCUUUAACGACAGCAGCGUUCAUUUUCAGCGCAUCAAGUGAAAUUAGAGCUUAUAGCCUUCUAUGUACCAGUUGUACGCUUGUCUCACCAUGCCCUUUUCCUGUGC
Messenger RNA from Thlaspi arvense, 1582 nucleotides. Lineage: Eukaryota; Viridiplantae; Streptophyta; Magnoliopsida; Brassicales; Brassicaceae. The record is from the annotation of a GenBank genome assembly.